AUGGGCUUGCCAUUCUUGCUACUCAGUGAAGACCCCUUGGUUGAAGAAGUCCAAAGUAGGUGGGAUUUCCUGUCAGUGUUCGGCGUGGUGACGGAGCCAACCCCAGAAUUCUUUGUGGGUAUCUAUGACCAAAUUGUAGGAAAGAUCUCACUGGACGAUGCAGCAUCAGAGUUUCAAGCUCUUUACAGUAUGCUUUCAAAGAAGCCUUCGCAUGACAGAUUGGCCUUCUUCAAUGCAAGAAAAGAGAUUUACGUUCCCUCCGGAAAAACAGGGCAUGCGAAGCUUGUGCCCCUUCAGCACUGUCUCUGGAAUGGCCCUUGUUGGUUACAAGCUUCGUACGUACUGUCAUAUGUGAAGGGAUACUGCGAGAACCCACAAAUACAGACUAUGCUCAGGGUAAUACUCAAUCCCACUGAGGCUGGCUUAGAGACGUAUAUAAAGGAGUUGCGAUAUCAGCAGGGUAUUGGGAUGGCCAGCUUUCCCCAUAUAGAAAGGAUUUAUGCGCACCUCAGUGAAGAUAGCAUGGAUGAAGCGGAUCUAACCACUAUGCGGGAUUUGUUUAAGAGGCACAAGCUUGUCUACCACCCAGACAGUCUGAAGUGGUAUAGCCCCCCAGAAUGUGCUUGGGCAUUAUCUUCGGACGAUUCCAGAAUCUCCAUCGGACAAUACUACCCUCAGUUCCGUGAGCUGUUCAUGGCCAGACUUCUGAUUGGAGAUUCAAUGACCCGAUUAUACAUCUCGAAAUUGAGCGAAAUAGUGGGUAGGAGAGCUUCCAGCCUUGAUGAGCUUCUAUCGGUCAUGCAAAAAUUCGAUGAUCUUCCACUGUCGCUAUCUGACAUUGGUUUACUGAAUCGCAUCAAGUUUCUACCAAUUGUUGGUGUAAGCCAGGUUCAGUAUUAUUCCUCGCCAAGGGAUGAAUUCUUUAUUGUUGACCGUGAUGGCUGGCCCUCCAAUUUUAGAGGCAUUGUUCCAACCCUUCGGUUUAGAGUCGAUCAGGUUCAACGAAUCCGGUCAUUUCUAAUUCGUGUUGGGCUGGAAAACCGAUUUAUAACCGUUGCAGGAUUGAAACAGACUUUUGUCUCGCAAGAACGCAUAAAAGGGUUACCACAGCUGACUUGCGAUUUCCAAGACCGAGCCGCCGCGCUAUGCAGAUGUGCUACGUUCUAUGCCAGCGAGAACGCCAUGCAGCAACAAGAAUUAUACGACCUUUUCCGAGCAUCAUUGAUUUAUGAGAGCCGCGAUAUCAUAGCCAGAUGCACCAUCCCGACAGCUGAUGGGGCCACGAAGUCAAUCGAUACUCCUGACAUGCUCCAUGUACAAUACGAAAGCGGAGAGCUGCAGCUCGUUGUUCCAAAUGACAUAACCCAAAGACAGAUUUGCUUCGCAACGCAAUUGCCUGAGGCCUUGGCUAGUUUAUUCUCUGCAAAUAGCCCAGAAGCACGAGGAACGUUCGCAACGAUUCUUCGGGAGCCAAUUGACAACUUAGACAGUAUCUUGGAUAGCUAUGGUAUUCCAGAGCUUUCGGAAGUAUUCGUGGAUGCUGAAGAGUCUGUCGAGUCUGAAACCAGCAUGGAGGAGGUGGAUGAGACGCUUUCCAUCUCAGAUAGUAGUCUCACCGAGGAGCUCAUCGAUCUGGUAGAUCAUAUGGACUUAGACACGGAUCCUGAGGAUUCUGUCGAGCCUGAGGUGUAG
Messenger RNA from Aspergillus melleus, 1692 nucleotides. RefSeq lists its product as uncharacterized. The transcript has 4 exons. The record is from RefSeq and is a predicted model, not a curated record. Lineage: Eukaryota; Fungi; Ascomycota; Eurotiomycetes; Eurotiales; Aspergillaceae. Bases 1 to 1692 code for a protein of 563 amino acids.